UCAUGGCUCGCCAGCUUCAUCUAUCACAGCCCCUACCAAGCACACUUCAAGUCGGCCUGGCUGCUCUGACCCUUCUAUGUUGUGCCCUGUCAUUGUUCAUGUGUGCUUCUUAUUCCCACAAAUGGCGGCGUCGGUGGAAUUCUUGCACCAACUUUUUGGUCGAUGAUAGUCCAGUUAUACAACAUAUGCAGCCAGGUGACAAUGAUGAAAGCAUGGAUGAUAGUGGUGAUCAAGAAGACCCAAUCUGGCAGAAAAACAUACUCAUGGGAGGUAAGUGCCAGCUACCAGAUUUUUCAGGAGUCAUAAUCUAUGACUCCGAGGGGAACGUCACCAAGCCUGACAAAACUCCUCGUUUAACCUGGAAGUAAGGAAGAACAAAAUGCCAACGACAGCUUACAGGUACUGCUGCAAUGCUUCAACACUACCCUGCCUUGUGGACCCGUUUCAAUAAGAACAACCGCGAUGCCUCCUUUCACAAGAUUUCUUGUUUUUGUUUUGUUUUGUUCUGUUUUCCUCAAGAUAAUUACUAAUUUGAAAGAACAGUACGAACUGAUAUGUAUCAUGUUUGACAAGAUAAAUAGCAUCCUAUGUAAUUUGAAUAUUUGAUAAUAGUACUGUAGACUAUGCAUCG
This is a messenger RNA of Rosa chinensis, 631 nucleotides long. RefSeq lists its product as uncharacterized. The record is from RefSeq and is a predicted model, not a curated record. NCBI's taxonomy places the organism in Eukaryota, Viridiplantae, Streptophyta, Magnoliopsida, Rosales, Rosaceae. The coding region runs from base 3 to 368 and encodes 121 amino acids. The transcript has a single exon.